Messenger RNA from Exaiptasia diaphana, 4002 nucleotides. Its product is annotated as apoptosis-stimulating of p53 protein 2. The transcript has 11 exons. Gene Ontology annotation, molecular function: p53 binding. The record is from RefSeq and is a predicted model, not a curated record. Gene Ontology annotation, cellular component: nucleus. Lineage: Eukaryota; Metazoa; Cnidaria; Anthozoa; Actiniaria; Aiptasiidae. The coding region runs from base 12 to 3218 and encodes 1068 amino acids. Gene Ontology annotation, biological process: regulation of apoptotic process.
UGGUAAACAACAUGGCGGCUAAAGGACGGAUAAAAUUAAAAGUGUAUCUAGAUGAAAAUGGCUUUGCAUCAGAAGUAUUCAUUUCUCCAACUACAAAAUGUAAAGAUAUUGUACAAAGACUCCAGAGAAAGAUUAGAAAAUCAAAUUGCUGCCUUGUAGAAGUCUGGCAGGGAUGUGAACGUCUUGUCCCUGAAGAUGAAGUUAUUCAUAAUACAUUGCUAGAAUGGGAUACAGACUUAGAUGAAGUCAUAUUCUUUUUGAGACCUAAUGAAGAAGACAUCCCACCUCGCAUACUUGAAUCAGAUGAUCUUCAAAUUAUUGAGGAGGAUCUACCACUUCCUCCCCCUCCAGAUCCUAGUCUCUUGGUGAUUCACAAUGAUUUAAGUCUCAGUAACACCAAUUCUCUGUCACCUGGAAGGAAUGGAUUGUCAUUGGAAGAGCUCCAGCAGUUAGCAUCAAGACAACAGCAAGAAAUUGCACUCAAAGAAGGGCAGUUAGCUGACAAGGAACAACAGCUAAGAGAACUGAAGCAACAGACACGUCAAAAAAUCAAAAGCUCGUAUGUUGACCAGCUUGAGGCUCAAAUACAAGAACAAGACAGAAAGAUGAGACAUCUAAGACAACUACAAGAUCAAAUUGAAGAGUAUAGGAUUAGCAAUAGUGCUCUGGAUGCAGAACUUCAGUCCAUGGAGGUUCAUUUCAAUAGUAAAGAACAUGAACUUGCAAUAGCAGCUGCUAAAGUUGAUGGUCUGACAGAACAAUUAAAUCAUCAGCGAGAGAAGUGGAAUAAACAGAAAAACAUGAAACAAACAGACAAAGACGAGAAGGAACUGAACAGACUUCAACAGGAGUUAAUGACUAGAAAUGAACUAAACCACCAACAAAGUGUUCAGCUUCAAGCACAAAAGAAACUUCUUGCUGAAAAGCACAAAGAACUCUUUAACCUUGAUUCACAAAUUGAUCAGCUCACAGAGGAGCUUAGAAAUAAGAAAUCCCAGAGUUCAAUGCCUGCUCACUCUCAUCCCAUGUACAAUGGCUCCAUUGAAUACCAUGACAACGACAGUGGAUUGUGGGAAAAUGGAGAAUCUUUUGACUGGAGUGAGUUCACAAAUGCUGAAGACAAAUAUGAUGAGGAGGUGUUUACAAACUACAAUGGCUCAGAUUUAAAUGUGCAUGCUAACACUCGCCAGGAAAAUUCAAGACAACUUGAAACUUUAGUGGAGGUAGAUGAAACCUCCUCAGUCACUUACAGCAAGGCUUCAUCUGCUGAUGGUAGUAGUAAUGGUGAUCCUUUAUCACCUCCUUCUGGUCCCGCAACACGUGUCUCCAAGCUAGCUUCCUUUUUUGAAGGUGAAACUACAGUUCAGAGUCCAACCAGCAGGAAAGAUCAGCCGGUUAAAAACACUACUGAUAGUCAUCUUCCAGGAAGAGGUGAACGAACAGGUUCAAAGAAUCAACAUGCACCAGUUGAUGGUGUAUUUAACUCACGAACGUUUAGUUCCUCUCCACUUAGUUCUCCUUCUUCAUUAUCCUCCCUGUCUUCAUUUUCAUCAUCAUCUUCCAUCAGUAAGAGUUUGGUCAAAAGUGAAGACUAUCGAGCACCAGAAAAUGCUCUGAAAUUCAGAGAGGUGAAGACGCAAGGAACAGAAACUUUUGCAGUUCCAACAUUUCAAGAAAAACCACGCACUCUCUACGAAGCUAGAGUGUAUGACUAUUCCAAAAACAAUGAUAAGAGAACUGUUCCUUCACCAACUGUUGUAAAAAAUGCACAAACAACAAUGCACUUAGACAGUAUUGAUGGAACAAGAAAUGUUUUAAGCCAAUCCCAAAGUAUAACAUCUGGAGCAGCUUCAGUUGUUUCUGCUUCUCCAAUGGUCAGAGAUAUUUUAGCUGGAGAAGAAAUGAAACAAGAACGUCAUAGUUUACCAGCAAGUGAUARUAAAUUAAAUGAAAACCUUUCAGGCCAACAUACUUCACUUGAUAAAAAUUUUCAACCUUUAGAUGACCACUACAGAACAUCUCCAAGUGCCACAAGAAAAGAUAAUAGUGAUUCAAGUCUUAAUAAUCAAUCUAAAGUAUCGAAAGUAAAGAUAACUUUAGUAUCAUCAGGAAAGAUUCCAGUCUUUGAAAAUAAAGAAGAGCCGUGUAAAGACAAUGAAACAAAUACAAAUAAUACACCAAAAAGUCCUGCUAAUGACAUGAGACCUAGAGAGAUAAUUAAACCUCCUAAACUUUUGAAUGAUGAAAACAAACCAGUAAAAGAUUCUGAGACUUUAAAAACUCAUUCAGCAUCACCAAGAAGCCCUAAUAAAAACACACUUGAGAGCAUAGAUGGGAUUAAAAGUGGAGAAGGAAAGCGCACAGCUAAAGUUCGACCUGUUGACUCUUUCAACGCCAAGAAAGUUCCUGUCACAUUUUCAUCAAAUAAUGGGAAAAAAGACGAUGCUAAAUCCCAAAAAGAUGAAUCCAUGACAUAUAGUACUAGACAGAUUAAUAGAGGAAGAGAAGGUCAAAAUAGCAAUAGAUUUGUUCAAGGAUCUUCUAGACAAGUUGGCCUCAUUGCUAACAAGGAUAGGGCAACAGACAAGAAGAAACUUCGGCAUGUCAGUCUGGAUCCUCAUGCUGUCCUUCUUGAUGCUGCUGUGGAAGGUGAACUGGAGCAAGUUAAACGGGUCAUCAGAGAUGUUGACGACCCAAGUCUAGCAAAUAGUGAUGGAAUAACAGCAUUGCAUAAUGCAGUUUGCGGGAAUCAUGAAGAGGUGGUACAAUUCCUAGUUGAGUAUGGUUGUGAUGUCAAUCUUCCUGAUUCACAUGGAUGGACCCCACUGCAUUGUGCUGCUGCGAAUAAUGACAUCAUCAUUGUACAGUAUUUGGUGGAAAAUGGCGCUUGUAUCUUUGCUACAACAGGGUUGCAUUACAAAACUCCAGUUCAGUGCUGUGAGAAAAGCCUUCCUGGUUUUAAAGAAUGUGUUGCUUAUCUCGAAGACCUCCAAACAAACUUUGGUGUCUCCAAUCAAGGCAAGGUGUAUGCACUUUACGCAUAUGCUGCCACAGAGGACGAUGAGCUGAGUUUUACUUGUGGAGAGGAACUUCAUGUGUUAAGAAGAGGUGACAACACAGAGAAGGAAUGGUGGUGGGCUAGGAACUCAUCAGGGCAGUUGGGAUACAUACCAAGAAACCUCUUUGGGAUGUCGCCUAGAGUUGCACCUGAAGUCUAACAUUCCUCAGCCAUAUUCUGUUUGUCUUUUAAAUAUUUAAAAUUAUAGAAUAUAUUAGAAUAGCAAGACAGAAUAAUAUUAGAUUAAUAUUCUUGCAUGGUAGAUUUUUUWAAUUUAUUAUACAGAAUACAAAGAGGUGAAUGUGAAGUGUGAAACUACUUUCAGUUAYGAGUAUACAGGAAAGGAUUAAUCAAAAGGCACUUGUCAAUCAUYGAGUGCUUCCUGUAAGUGGAAUAGGUGUUUGUAAAUACAUGCUGACUCAUAAUUCAAUGGAAUCAUGUGCCAGCCAUCUAUAGUAGAAGUAAAAUUGGAGUUAAACAAUUUAUUAAUAUAUUGUCUUUAACAAGACAGUAUUGUUACCACAAGGAAGUCGGGGCUAGCGAGGAAUACUACUGCCAAGUUCUGUGUUUGGAUAUUUUGGUUUCAUAAGCGUUUACUUCRUUUUCACUUCAUUGAGUGUUAAUUGCAUGACAUUCAUGUAAUUUUAUCUUUUUAUAAGUUAAAGCAUGAUACAAAUAAGUAAAUUAUUUAUUUAUUAAUAAUAUAUUAUGUGUAUUGUAAAUAUCCAGCAUGAAAUGUUUUGAAAUUUCUUUUUAAUAAUUUAUUAUCAAGUAGAGUGUAACUAACUUGAAAAGGUAGCCCUGAGUGUUUCAAAUUAUUUAAUCUCAUUCUUUUUUUUAGUUUUGAUGACAAUAUAAUAAUACCUUUUGUUWAAACAAGUGUGAUGUACAUGUCAGAGAAUGACCUGGAUGUCUAAUGACAAUAAAAGAUUUGUUUACUGGAG